GAAGAUGACGAGGAGGAGUCUAGCCAGGACGAGAAUGACAGCAGUGGUGUCAGCAGCCUCUAUGACUUCACCAGCCGGGACGAGACCGCCAGCCGGGAUGAGACCGCCAGCCGAGAUGAGACUGUUAGCCGAGACGAGACUGCCAGCCGGGACGAGAGCUACAGCAGUGGUGUCAGCAGCUUCUAUGACUACACCAGCUGGGACCAGGAGUCUAGCAGUCUCUCCUCAGAUGGAUCGGAAUGUGCUUCAGGAAAGAAGAGGAGGAAGUGGUGGAAGAGGUUCUUCUGCUGCUGCAGCAGACAGGAGGCCUCUGACGACGAGUUUGACUAGAGAAUGUGGUUAGUAAGGCUGGUUUUACUUGUU
Branchiostoma floridae (Florida lancelet) is the source of this 363-nucleotide messenger RNA. RefSeq lists its product as uncharacterized. NCBI's taxonomy places the organism in Eukaryota, Metazoa, Chordata, Leptocardii, Amphioxiformes, Branchiostomatidae. The coding region runs from base 5 to 343 and encodes 112 amino acids. The transcript is spliced from 2 exons. The record is from RefSeq and is a predicted model, not a curated record.